Messenger RNA from Nerophis lumbriciformis (worm pipefish), 402 nucleotides. The record is from RefSeq and is a predicted model, not a curated record. Lineage: Eukaryota; Metazoa; Chordata; Actinopteri; Syngnathiformes; Syngnathidae.
AUGAAGGUCGUUGGAUCUACGUGCGCCCUCAAGAGCAGCAAAGUUGGCGGCGAGGACAUGGUCCGCUGCUUGUCCGAGCAGAGCCUCGCCAUCUCCAAGUGCAAGAUCCCGCUGUUGGACGAGCAGAUGAGCGUCUUCCUGCACGACAUGAACAGCUGCUACAGCAAGCUCAAGGAGCUCGUGCCCACCUUGCCUACCAACAAGAAGGCGAGCAAGGUGGAGAUCCUGCAGCACGUCAUCGACUACAUCUGGGACCUGCAGGUAGAGCUGGACGAGCCGGAGAAGAGCCGCCAGCAAGUCGGUGGAGUGCAAUCUCGCACGCCGCUCACCGCGCUCAACGCGGAGCUCGCCAGCAUCACCGUGGAGAACGGAUGCUCGGAUGACAGAAUUAUGUGCCGCUAA